Molecule: messenger RNA, 769 nt
Organism: Lolium rigidum
Lineage: Eukaryota; Viridiplantae; Streptophyta; Magnoliopsida; Poales; Poaceae
Product: zinc finger protein 2-like
Exons: 1
Coding region: 93-449 (118 amino acids)
Molecular function (GO): DNA-binding transcription factor activity
Source: RefSeq, a predicted model, not a curated record
GCACCACCGUAUGCAUCAAUUCUCCCAGACAACUAGAAUACACUAUCUAGGUUGCUAGAGACCUCUACCACUACUAGGACCUUAGAGCUGCCAUGGAGCCCAACGGCGGCGUUGGGGAAGGAGAGGGCGACAUCGACCUGAACCUGUCCCUGCAUCGUACAUCGUCGCCGGAGCCGGUGGGCUACUUCACCUGCACCUACUGCGACAAGAAGUUCUACUCGUCCCAGGCGCUGGGCGGCCACCAGAACGCUCACAAGUUCGAGCGCAGCGUCGCCAAGCGCACGAGGGAGCUCGCCGCCGCUCGUCGCCACGCCGGCGAGGCCGCCAAGGGAGGGAGCAAUGCUGCGGGGAGCUCCGUGCACUCUUACUGGAGGGCGGCGGAGCCGCCGGAGCCGGCUCGCGGCCGGGACCUCAUCGCCGAGGAAAUCGAUCUGUCCCUCAAGCUCUGAUGGUGCUGGAUUGAUCGAGGUUCUUUGUCACUGCAAACUUAUAGUCGAUUCGCCUUAUUAAUCCCUUUUUGAGUUCUUGUGAUGUUUGUUCUCGCUGAGAGCUCAUGUCUAGACUCAUUUGGACACUAAAACCAUGUUCCGCCCUCUGUGCUUCCUCUUCCUCUUCCCUUUGUUCUUCUCUUCUACUAACUUAUUUACUGGGACAUGAGUUAUUAAUCAUGUGUAAAGACUAGAAAUGGAACAAGUAGCAAGAUAAAUAUAUACAGUUUCCCAACAAGCAUGGCUGCAUACGAUAUGUGAAGAAGUUACUGCACAAGGUA